CCAGCUACUCGGAGAGGCUGAGGCAGGAGAAUGGCAUGAACCCGGGAGGCGGAGUUUGCAGUGAGCCGAGAUUGUGCCACUGCACUCCAGCCUGGGUGACAGAGCAAGACUCCGUCUCAAAAAAAAAAAAAGAUAUGAUGUUGGAUAAAUUCAAGAGCUAAUAGACACCAAACCAGAGGAAUGAACAGAAGAUAACUUGAUGGAGAUGAGUGCCAGAUGAUGAGGAAAAACAUGUAGAACUUCAGGCAGUGCCAGAAAACAGAUCUGGCAGAAGGUUCUAAUUAUUUAGAGCUGCUUUUGACUUAUUUUACAACAUGGACCCUUCUAAGAUAUGUGCCCUGAAACUAAAGCAAAGAAAAAGGAUUGGUAUCGUAUAGAAACAUUUUUAGAGAAAUGAAAAAGCAACAAAGUCAGACAGAAAUUAUAAUAUAUUUCCAUAAAGUUACACCAAGUGUGCCUGCCUGUUCUGCCUCCCCUUCUACCCUCUUCUGCCUCUGCCAUCCUGAGACAGCAAAACCAACCCCUCCUCUUCCUCCUCCUCCUCCUGAGCCUACUCAGUGUGAAGACAAGGAUGAAGACCUUUAUGAGUAUCCAUUUCCACUUAAUGAAUACUAAAUAUAUUUUUGCUUCUUUAUGAUUUUUUUCUUCCUUUUUUUCCCCCCUGCUUCCUGGAAAGAUUUUCUUAAUAACAUUUUCUUUUCUCUAGUUUAUUGUAAGAAUACAAUAUAUAAUAUUACAUUCAAAAUAUGUGUUAACUGAAUAUAUUAUUAGUAAGGCUUCCAGUCAACAGUAGGCUAUUAGUAGUUAAGUUUUAGGGAGUCAAAAGUUAUAUACUGAUUUGUGUCAGGGGUCAGUGCCCCUCAUCCUGGGGUUGUUCAAGGGUCAGCUGUACUAAGUGCUGCUGUGCAUUAGGCAUUAAAUUAUGCAAAUCAACUCAUUUAACUCUCACAACAACUUUUUGAGAUUGGUGUUAUUGUUAUCUUAAUUUUAGAGAUGAAAAAAGUAAGGCACAGUUUUUUCUAAGUUUACUAAAAUAACUUGCCCAAGAGCACACAGCUAGCAAGUGGCAGACCCAAGCACUCUGGCUUCAGAGCCUGUUCUUUAAACCUGUAUACCAUACUGCCUACUAGAGUCAAGUUGAAUAGUCUAUAAAGUCUCAAGUAGGUUUAGUUUAUGCACAGACAAUUCCGUGCAUAAGGAGGAGGAAAAGGCAGGGCAGGGGAGGGAAAGCUAAGCACUGGUCUGUGUUUACUUUUAUUUUUUUGAGACAGAGUUUCGCUCUUAUUGCCCAGGCUGGAGUGCAAUGGUGCGAUCUAGGCUCACUGCAACCUCCGCAUCCCGGGUUCAAGCAAUUCUCCUGCCUCAGCCUCCUCAGCAGUGGGAUUACAGGCACACGCCACCCCACCCGGCUAAUUUUUUUAAAAGUAUUUUUAGUAGAGACAGGGUUUCACCAUGUUGGCCAGGUUGGUCUCGAGCUUCUGACCUCAGGUGAUCUGCCCUCCUCUGCCUCCCAAAGUGCUGGGAUUACAGGCGUGAGCCACCAUGCCAGGCCUGUGUUUACAUUUAUUUAACCCUCACAACAACGUACUAGAUUGGUAAACCUGUGAAAUAACUGUUGUUAUUUUAUAGAAGGGGAAAUUGAAGUACAGCAAAGUUAUAUAAUUUGCCAGUAGUUACAACACUAGUAAGUGGAGGAGCCAAGACUUGAAUGUUUUUUACUAUACUGUACAAGAGAGAUACAAAGACCCCAGAAUAUGUGCAUCUACAAUAUACACACAUGCACAGGCACACUCACAUUUCUGCACCUACCAUCCUAUAGUGCUCGCUGUUUAUACAAGAGAUCCAACAGUUUCAUGGCUCUGGGUCUCAAACCUUCUGCAAUAAUAGAGUUGCCAGAUUGAGCAAAUAAAAAUAAAAGAUGGCCAGGCAUGGUGGCUCAUGCCUUUAACCCUAGCACUUUGGGAAGCCAAGGCGUGUGGAUCACCUGGGGUCAGGAGUUUGAGACCAGCCUGGCCAACAUACUGAAACCCUGUCUCUACUAAAAACACAAAAAUUAGCCAGAUAUGGUGGCGCACACGCGUAGUCCCAGCUAUUUGGGAGGCUGAGACAGGAGAAUCGCUUGAACCCAGGAGGUGGAGGUUGCAGGGAGCUGAGAUUGUACCACUGUAGUCCAGGCUGUGUGACAGAGCGAGACUCCGUCUCAAAAAAUAAUAAAAUAAAAUAAAAGAUGCAGGCCAGGCACCUUGGCUCACACACCUGUAUUCCCAGUACUUUGGGAGGCAGAGGUGGCACAAUUACUUGAGCCCAGGAGUUUGAGACCAGCCUUAGCAACAUACACCUCAUCUCUAAAAAAGAAAAAAUAAAUAAUAAUAAAAAAUUAAAGAUGCCCAGUUAAAUUUGAAGUUUAGAUAAGCACCAAAUAAUUUUAAAUAUAUCUAUGCAAUAUUUGGGACACACUUAAGCUUAAAAAUGUUUUUGGUGUUUAUCCGAAGUUCGAAUGUAACUGGGCAUCCUGUAUUUUAUCUGGCAGCCCUACUAAGGAGAAAAAUUCCUAUUUGUCUUUCAAGUUCUAAGUCAAAUGACUAUUUCUACAUAAAGUCUUCAGUGAUUUCUCUGGGUAGUUUGUUUUUCCCUUCUGUUCUUUUAUAACCUCACCUGCAUCUAUCCAUUAUAGUAUUUAUUACUCUGAUUGUAGGCGCCUGAUCCUUCCCAUUCAGACCUUUUAUCUUUUGUGGGGAAAGCGUUUUAUGUUCAUCUCUGAAUUCCCAACCUUGGAGAUGUUGAAUGAUUGAAAUGGUAAUUGAAUAAACAUUUACUGAGAGCCAGUAGGUUUAACAGGAGGAAUGAAGGAGAACCAGCAUUUAUCAAUUGCCUUCUAUAUGCUAAAUAUAGUGCUGACUGCGUACAAUAUUUAAUGCCCCUUAGGCCUUACUAGUAAAAUGGACGGGCAGUCUUUGGCCGCAGGAAGAUCACAUUCUCCUGAGGCCUAAACAUUUGGCAUAAAUAACUGAUGCCAUUAUAGUCUCUGUAACUCCUUUCUGAGAAAGCUGAACCUGGGCCUAGUUGGCGUAGAACUCCUGUUUCCAUAGAAACAAGAGGGUCUGUAAAAGUCAAAGGAGACAGGAAGAGCAGUUUGCACUUCCGGCUUACGUCGGAGACGCGUACAACGCGGAAGUUGACGCAGCGCGAUUGCCUACGGUCGCUCCUUGAGAGGAUGCCGCUCGUGGUGUUUUGCGGGCUGCCGUACAGCGGCAAGAGCCAGCGUGCUGAAGAGUUGCGCGUGGCGCUGGCUGCCGAGGGCCGUGCGGUGUACGUGGUGGACGACGCAGCUGUCCUGGGCGCAGAGGACCCAAGCGUGUACGGCGAUUCUGCCCGUGAGAAGGCAUUGCGUGGAGCUUUGCGAGCCUCCGUGGAACGGCGCCUGAGUCACCACGACGUAGUCAUCCUGGACUCGCUUAACUACAUCAAAGGUUUCCGUUACGAGCUCUACUGCCUGGCACGGGCGGCGCGCACCCCGCUCUGCCUGGUCUACUGCGUACGGCCCGGCGGCCCGAGCGCGGGACCUCAGGUGGCGGGCGCGAACGAGAACUCCGGCCGGAGCGUCAGUGUGAGUUGGCGGCCACGCGCUGAGGAGGACGGGAGAGCCCAGGCAGCGGGCAGCAGCGUCCUCAGGGAGUUGCAUACUGCGGACUCUGUAGUAAAUGGAAGUUUCCAGGCCGACGUACCCAAGGAACUGGAGCGAGAAGAAUCCGGGGCUGCGGAGUCUCCAGCUCUUGUGACUCCGGAAUCAGAGAAAUCUGCAAAGCAUGGGUCCGGUGCCUUUUACUCUCCCGAACUCCUGGAGGCCCUAACGCUGCGCUUUGAGGCUCCCGAUUCUCGGAAUCGCUGGGACCGGCCUUUAUUCACUUUGGUGGGCCUAGAAGAGCCGUUGCCCCUGGCGGGGAUCCGCUCUGCCCUGUUUGAGAACCGGGCCCCACCACCCCAUCAGUCUACGCAGUCCCAGCCCCUCGCCUCCGGCAGUUUUCUGCACCAGUUGGACCAGGUCACGAGUCAAGUAUUGGCCGGAUUGAUGGAAGCGCAGAAGAGCGCUGUCCCCGGGGACUUGCUCACGCUUCCUGGUACCACAGAGCACUUGCGGUUUACCCGGCCCUUGACCAUGGCAGAACUGAGUCGCCUUCGUCGCCAGUUUAUUUCGUACACUAAAAUGCAUCCCAACAAUGAGAACUUGCCGCAACUGGCCAACAUGUUUCUUCAGUAUUUGAGCCAGAGCCUGCACUAACCAGAUGAGGUAGGGGGGAAAGCCAUGGCUUCUGAUCUCCACUCCACUUUAUUUCUCUGGGAAGAAUAGGCUGCAGGUCUCCAGAGCAUAUCGAUGCAGUACUGUACUAGAGCUGUUGUGACUGAUUCAAACUUUCCUGCAUACCCCUGUGCCAGGCCUUGGGUUUACAGCAUAAGUUCAGACUAAAGAGAAUGGAGAACUAUUGUGGUGCAACCUGGCAAAUCCCUCCAGUGGACAGAGCCGAGGUGGACAGGGAUUACCUAGAUUGGAUCCUACUUGGGCUAUCACAGAGCAUUGACCAUUGGCUUCCCUCAUCUGAGGCGUGGGAGAGCAGACUGGACAGAUGAGAAUUGUUUUAAAACAAUUGUGAACAGAAACUGAAGAUGGCACAGUUCUACAUCUGCACCUGCCCUUUUUUCGUACCACAAAAGUAUUUUUUGAGUACUGUACUGACUUUUUGCUAGUCUCUGUUCUGGGACUGAGUUCACAGAUAAAUCCAUUGGUUUGUAUCCUUGGGAAACUUUGUUUUUGUGGAAGUAAGAAAGUUAUUUACUAGAUUAUUUCCUCUAAUAAAAUCUUUUAAAAUAGUCUA
Messenger RNA from Symphalangus syndactylus (siamang), 4871 nucleotides. RefSeq names its product KTI12 chromatin associated homolog (gene KTI12). NCBI's taxonomy places the organism in Eukaryota, Metazoa, Chordata, Mammalia, Primates, Hylobatidae. The record is from RefSeq and is a predicted model, not a curated record.